GACUGGUGUGCGCCAGUCGUACGGUACGGUUGUCGGAGGUCGUGCACGUCGGCGCAGCCAGUAGUGUCAGGAUCACCAUCCUCGAGAUGAAGCCUUGAGCAGCGCCGCAUCCUAGGCUGGUCUCUUUGGCUUCUCCUCGCCAGUUCCUUAUCGACUCUUCUUGUGCCUUAUCUCGUUUAAUUGAUGACUCUUCGAAACGUGUCACUUUGCUGUUAACGCGCGAUGUUUCGUACCUUGUGUCGCUGAUCGACGUGCCGCACGUGAGCCAGCACGCGCCAGCGUGACAGCCGCACGCGAUUUCCUUAAACAACGGUUGAUUUACUUUAUUAAUAUGAAUUCUUGCUGAUAUGACGUCUUAAUUGUUUAAUUGGAUGCAGUCAUAGGUGCGUCUAGUACUUAAGGGAUUUUUCUAUGACUUCAUCUCCCUUCAGCAUUGUCGAAUUUGGUACCUUUGCGUAAUCGGAUGUUUCUAGGCUAUUUCAAGUCUAGAUAGCUGUCAAGUUUCAUUUCGAGCAGUCUGCGGUUUUGAAUAAUCUUGAUAUUAUCUCGUCUUUAUUUAUCUCUUUAAUGUACACCUGCCAAAUGAAAUUUUGCAACGUGUUUACCUGCACCUCUAAGUCAUUUUAACGUCGGUUCGCAUUCUAGCGGAACCGACGGUGCUGCGCGAAUCCGAUAGAAUUAGACUGUUGCGGAAGAGUAUUUUCUGGCAGAUGAAAUGCGAUUCCGCGAUCUUUGAUACGGCGCUUGGUAAAUAUAAGUAGCAAUUAUUCUCUCGGCUGAAUCCUCGCGCUGUGCGAAAGAGAUUUCAAGGUCCACACGAACAUUUGUUCUGUCAGACACAGAGACGUUGUUUCUAUUUUGGAAAUUACUUGUCUCUACUUUUAGAGAUAUUACAAUGUGUUUAUCAUUUCCACGAAAUCAGAUUUAAUAUUGAAAAUCAGGUAUGACAAGUAUUCGAAGAAUAUAAUAAUUUUAUUUUCCUGACAAGGAAAAUAAUAAAAACAAAACAGUCUCCGAAUCGAAAGCGAUCUUAAUAGAGAUACCUUACGUAUCGAUCGUUGUCACUUAAAAUGAAUUUUCAUGGGAUUUUACGUGUCGGUCAAUGACGCCAGGGUGUCAGCUGGAGGAGGCGAGGGUGCAUUAACGCGAGAAAGGAGGCGCGAUUUUCGGAAAGCCGCUCUCGCUAAAAAUAAACGUGCCUCGUGCGUGCGCGGUGUGCUCUUAAACAUAGUUUUGGCAGGGAGAAACGUCAAACCGCCUCGGAGUGGCAAAGCGCGAGGAUCGUUUCGCGAAUUUUGCACAGAGAAAGAAAGAGAGAGAGAUUGAGAUUUCGCGUCGUUCUCCGUCCCGAAACGUGAUUGUCCGUCACGAGAGACAGUUCAACGAACAUCUGAGAGCGCAAAUCCCGUUCUUCCGUUUUCCUUAAAGCAGUCGUGAUUUCAUUGUACUUUGACAAAGGCAGACAAAUGGAGAAGAUAUGAAAGGUGCGUCGGAGAAGUGCGACAAGGAAAAUCAACGACCGAUGGAGACGGCGCAAUCGGCCGACGAGAGCACGAUCGAUCUUCAGCAGGAAGAGUAAAGAGCUUAAAAGACAGAAUCGUGUUUCGUGUGUAUGUGUCGUGAUGUCAGCGGGCAAUAAGAACCCGGACGAGGCAGUGAACGAUGCGCUUCUGGAGAAGCUGCGGACCUGUGCGGCCAAGCCGCAGGAGACGGGUGACACCCUCAGAUCGAUCGCCGCCAAGAUUCAUGCACGUGUCACCUCGUCAGGUACGCAACUGUUUGCCGGAACUCGUUCAGGAACGAUCGGAUACGAUCGGCGGGUACGCGAGCGCACGCUGGAGAAGCUCUGGCGCAAGAAUUCCGGUGCGAUGGAGUCGUUCAUUAUGAUACUAGAGAACUGUAAGGACCACGUUGCUAACUGCAGUAUCGCCAGCAUAUUGCGCGAAUGCGUAUCACCCCGAAUGACCAAAGGCAAAGGACCGAAGGAUAAGGGCAGCAAGAAUAAGAAUACUACAAGAACCAGUAGCCGAAUGGCGGUCGUUCAACUGAUCAACUUGGGUAUCACGCAAGUCCUAGUUAAACUUUUAAUAAAUCUGCAACACGCAGACACCAUCACGAGCGAAGUGCUCACUCAAGACGUCCUCUGGAUUUUGGGCCAGGUAGCUCAGAGGGACCAGAAGUUCGUGUCAAAGCUGAGAUUGCUCAAUUCUAUAAAAGUGUUCCAUGUGCUGUUAAAGCAGCAUUACAACAACAGCAAGACGUUAUUGUCGUUGCUGUUGAUUAUCAAGAUUCUCGCUAAAAACUCGUUGUCUUUACAAAUCCUGGUGAAGGAUGGCAUUGCCAGCAUCCUGGAGAAAACAUUCAUCAGCGUCGGUUACACGCCGCACUUGAAACUGAAAACGUUGCUGGAAUGCUUGAAACAUUUCACAACCAACAGACUUUGCUGCAACAAAUUUGUUAAAGUGGGCAUGAUACACUUGCUGAUGCGAAUCUUUGAGAGGUGGGAGAGAUACGACGGGCAGAUGCGACUGAAGAUCUGCAAUUACGCGCUCAACACGCUUCAGCAUCUUUGCACUAUAAAAGCUGGAAGGAAGGCUAUCAAGUCGAACAAUGGCUUGCAGCUACUGUACCGGUUCUGUACAAACUGCCCGGAGGACAAGGCAUACGACUGCCUGCUGUCACGUAUCUGCGGGAUAAUUAAUCAGUGCCUGGAGAAGAAGGAGUUACCGGUGCCCGAAAUAUCGCCGGCGAGAUUCGUUCUGCCCGAAGUGAAUGUCAGGGCGAACAGUGCUGAAAGCGGUAGCGACAUCGACAGCCAGGCGAACAGCGUGGCUUCCACCGACAGGCUGUGCAGCGAUCUAGAUUCCGGUGACGAUGAGGAAAGCCAAGAUUCCAGAAAUACGACGGACAACGCGAUUCACGUGGACGACGAGGUGGAAGAGGGCAGAUUCUUCGCUGGGGUCUUUACCUCGCAGAGAUCCGAGGAGGAUCUCGUUGGAUACCACACGUUCUUCAAGGAACUGGGCAGCCUUCGGUCGCAACUACGUAUCGUUGAAUCGUCCAACUUUAAAGUGAUAGACUCGCUACCGGAGAAUGAUCAGAUAAAUUCGUCGCUCGUGAGGAUCGAAAAGACGAGGGCUUCAGCCAGGGAUUUUCCGAAAUCUAACGAUUCGAGGAAUCAAUUCGCGAAUAACAUGACCAGCUUGAGAAGCAUAGAAGACAUAUCGGCGAGCGUGACGGAUCAGUGCGCGUAUUGCACCGUGGCCAGCAGGGUGAAGAGCGUUAUCGGUUUCGUCAAGGUGGCCUAUCCGGAUCUGAUUGGCGGUGACGGUGCAGGAAAAGCCGAGCCACUCAACACCAAGGACAGAAAAGUCUGUCGCGCGAAAUUGCUGACCUGCGUGGAACGCGGCCUCCAUGCCACCGUGAGCGUCCAGGAAGUGGUCUACGAUCUAGACGCUCUCGCGAGUUCCGCCGCUCGAAAUGAGCCGAGAAACGAGCGAGCAUCCCUCGACAACUGUGACGAGGAGAGGGUCGGCGUGCGUGGCCUGGACACGAAGCAGUUGCGAUUCGAGUCCAGAUUCGAAAGCGGAAAUCUGAGGAAAGCUAUCCAGAUAGGCUCACGAGAGUACGAUCUCAUCCUGACGCCGGACGUAAACAGCGGCUCGAGACAUCAGUGGUUCUACUUUGAAGUCUCCAACAUGGAGGCGAACACUCCGUACACGUUCAACAUAAUCAACUGCGAGAAGGCAAACUCGCAGUUCAAUUUCGGCAUGAAACCGAUACUCUUCAGCGUCGUGGAGGCGCAAUGCGGCAGACCGGGCUGGGUGAGGACCGGCGUCGACAUCUGCUACUACCGGAACUGUUACCAGCGGCCUCCUACCCGAGGGAAGACGUACCUGACGACGUCCUUCACCGUCACGUUCCCGCACGCGUACGACGUCUGCUACCUGGCGUAUCACUUCCCGUACACGUACAGCCGACUGAUGACCAGCAUCUGGAAGUGGACGAGCAGGAUUUCUGCGGCGAACGUGUACUUCCGCGCGGAGGCGCUCUGCGAGACUCUAAACGGCAACGAGAAUCCCGUGCUCACCAUCACGUCACCGGACUCCAAGAUCAAUCCUAUACACGCACGCAAGAUGAUCUUCUUGACGUCUAGAGUGCAUCCCGGUGAAAGCAACGCCUCAUGGGUGAUGCAUGGAACUCUGGAGGCCCUCCUGAGCGAUAGCCAAUACGCCAGCAGUCUACGUGACGAUUAUGUGUUCAAAAUAGUUCCUAUGCUAAAUAUAGAAGGAGUCGUGAACGGCUGCAAUCGGUACGGCUUGACGAACGAGGACCUGAACCGACGCUGGAGCAACCCCAAUCAGCUGUACCAUCCGGUGAUCUAUCACACGAAGGGUUUGAUGGAGUACUGCGCCCGAGUGCUACGAAGACCGCCCCACGUUUUCGUCGACUAUCACGGGCACUCGCGGAGGAAGAACGUGUUUCUCUUCGGCUGCUCAAGGUCGGGUUCCUGGAGUGCCGCCGACAGGGCGAAACCGGAUCAGCCGGUGCAGUAUUUGAUAUUACCGCAUCUCAUGCAGAGGACCUCGCCGGCCUUCGCCCUGCCACUGUGCUCCUUCAAGGUCGAGAGGAACAAGGAAUCCACCGCCAGGGUCGCCGUGUGGCGGCAGUUGGGUGUUUCGAGAAGUUACACGAUGGAGAGCAGUUUUUGCGGAUGCGAUCAGGGUGCGUUGGCGGGAUUGCACUUUGACACGGAGCACCUCAAGGCCAUCGGAAGGGACUUUUGUCAAGCUUUGUCCAUGAUGAAGAACGGCGGGGACGACUGGGCUAUCGAAAGAUCGACCGAGCAAGCCUGUUGCCCGAGAAAGUGCGUCUUGCGAAAAUCGCGGAAGGUUCCAAAAUGUAUUCAAGAUAAACACGCUGUACAUCACACUACGGCAAUUUCUUAGUAAACGAGACAAUAAUUUACCAAAUGCACUACAAGGCAAGAUUUGUGUGUGAUCGUUCGUGUGCGCAUACUGCUAAUUUAACACUUUCGCCAAAAUUGUGUUUUAUUACCAAUGUUCUUAUUGCUGCGAAUUAACAUUUAUACGCAUCGAUAUUAAAGUUUCAAUUAAUCGAGACAGUCUGCUUGACAUAAUUAAAUUUGUUGUUCAAUGUGUCUUUUGUUAAUUACGCUGGUUGCACUUUGUAGGAUUCCCACGGGAGAACACAUCAUCGAGGAAUCAAGAUGCGUGGACGAUGAAGUAUCUUCCAGCAGCGAAUCCAAUGAAUCCGAUGUCGAAACCUAGGACUUACUUGCACUUUAGUAAAAAUUAAGUCAUUUUAACAAUGAUCAAUUUCUUAUGGAUUUUUAUUCUGCCGUAAACUUAACAGUUAAUGCAGAGAUUACUCAAAUUCCCAUUUUGUGAGCAGCGAAACAGCGCAAAAGUAGUAUUCAGUACAUCACAAAGAAAAAUAUUUUAAGCAAUAUUUAUUUAAAACUUGUAACAAACGUUUAAAACGAUUUUCUAUGAAAAUACUAUCUACAUCCUAAUUAUUUGUACAUAUCUUGGAAAUUAAUGCUUCGCAAAUUAUAAGUUUAACAAUGUGAAUGAGAUUACCCGCUACAGAUUCAAUGACGUGAGAGCACUAAUUAAGUUAGUAUGGCCGCGUACAAUAUUUUGCUCGUAAAUCAAAUUCGAAGAUUCGAUAUCGCAAAAUUCUAUCAUCUGCACAUUUAAAAUCUGACAAAGUAAGAAAGUUUGGGAAGUUUUUGUAUUUUGAGAAAUUUUAUAAUAAGAAAAUAGCUUUGAAAUGAUGUUAAAGCGAUAAGAAAGUUGUAUCAUUUUCUCAUAUACUACAACUUAUAACACGUAAUUUGUGAUUAUGCAGCGAAUGUGGGAAAUAAAUUGAGCCGUGAUUUCCUCGGAA
Ooceraea biroi (clonal raider ant) is the source of this 5913-nucleotide messenger RNA. RefSeq names its product cytosolic carboxypeptidase 1. Gene Ontology annotation, biological process: proteolysis; C-terminal protein deglutamylation; protein side chain deglutamylation. The record is from RefSeq and is a predicted model, not a curated record. Lineage: Eukaryota; Metazoa; Arthropoda; Insecta; Hymenoptera; Formicidae. Gene Ontology annotation, molecular function: zinc ion binding; metallocarboxypeptidase activity.